AUGGCCCAUGCUCCAGGUAGGGAAAAUGAAGACAUCAAUACUGCGCAAUAUAAGGUCCUAUCAAACAAAGUCGCUGGGUGGCUGAACAAAGUCAUAGAGAGUUCACUACGACAUGGGAGCAAGGUCCCGGGAGUUAUUGCUGCUCCUGGCAGUUAUGAAGACUACGAUGCAGCGGACGAACAGGAAGUCCUGUUCAACGAAGACAGACCGUGCCCCAGAGAUUGCAUAUGCACUGUAUCCCAAGGCUACAGAAUAGCGAAGUGCAAUCGCUUGGAAGAAGGUACACAAAAGUUUGGCGAUGAUAUAACUGAUCUCGUCAUUGAAAAUGCGGACCCGGAAUCACCCAUCAUAUUAAGUGACUUCAUAUUCAAAAAGUUGGGACUGCAUCAAAUCGCGACUUUAAAAAUCGUGAAUAGUACUAUUGGCUCCGUCGGACCUAACGCCUUCCACGGCCUUCAUGAGCUUUACGCUGUCUAUCUUUCUAAUAACAAACUUAAAGCUCUCCAUCCGGAGACUUUCGCUACAAACAAAAAGCUUCUAUUGUUGACUGUUUCAAACAAUCCGCUCAAAUUCCCCGAACCCGGCACACCUGAAUACUUCUUAAAUGCAUCUUCGGUCCAAGAACUCGACAUUUCCUACUGUAACAUGCAGUAUAUUACUGCCAAUGUUAUCAAGAAUAUGCCAGGCCUUAUGUAUCUUAAUUUGGCGGGCAACAAUUUAGCAGAUAUGGAAGCCGACACGUUUAAAAGCUUAUUAGAUCUAGAAGAAUUAGACUUGAGCGAUAAUAACAUAAAGUCUCUUCCUGAAGAUAUAUUUUCGGAGAAUACCGAAUUGGCAACUCUUCACAUUCAACGCAACCCUAUAGACUCUGUGUAUGGACUCCAAAUCUCCGAUUUACUUACACUUAACGCUGGUCAGACUAAUAUAAAAUUUGUUGGACCGUCUAUGUUUAACGGUAUGACUUACAUAGCUAACCUUAAUCUUAGUGGGAACAAUAUCGAAAAGAUUCACAAUCAAGCUUUCCACAAACUCGUCGAACUGAACUAUCUGGAUUUGUCAUACAACAACUUGGACUUUAUUUCAAGUAUUCUAAUAAAACAAAAUAUAGAACUAGAUAUUUUCAAAAUUUCCAACAAUCCAAGACUAAAACAUUUACCAAUCGAUGGUUUUCUCUGUUCAGCCGAGCAAUUCAAUAUUUAUCUCUUUGAAGCGGCCAACUGUGGUCUUGAAGAAAUAUUUGAUGACUCCCUCAAAACGUUUACGGCCUUAUCUCAAAUCAAUCUGUCUAAAAACAAUAUCAAGUCGAUCAGUAACCAUGUGUUUUCAAGAUCUCCUAAAUUAGUCGACAUUAAUUUAGCGCACAACCAGCUCGCAACCCUGGACGCGAAAGUGUUUGAAAAUAAUAAAGAAUUGGGAAAAUUAAAUCUUCAAGGUAAUCCGUUGAAAGUAUUAUCUGCUGAAGUAUUUUUGCGUACUCCUAUGCUCACAUAUUUAGAUAUGAGUCACUGUGAAUUGACAGCCCUGUGGAAGACUGAAAAGAACCACUCCGCCAACCUUCUCGGUAAUUUGGGCUUCCUUAAUGUAUCGCACAAUCGCAUCACUGAAAUUAAACAGACUGAAUUAGACGGUCUGAAUAAACUGCGUACUUUAGACAUCAGUAACAAUUUACUUGCGUGCAGCCGUGAAUUUGAAAAUCUAAUGUCAUGGUUAAGCAAUAAGAAGGUAUCACCGAGCGCUACUUCUGCCAGUAUUGCUAAUCUUUCUAAAGAUAAUAAGGACGAAAUUGAGACAUACAGCUGGGAAUUCCUUACACGCAAAACUUGCGGAAACGUUAUUGUUCAUCCCGUUGAACCUUUACCUCCACCGGAGGAGGAAAUUUGGGCAAGAAUUGAUAAGGACACAGUAGGUGACUUUGACUUGAAGGAUACACUUGAUGACGGUAAAGUGGCAGACGACACUAAAACAUCGGAUAAUAAAAUCGAUGACAUUGACGAUGACGCCGAUGACUCUGAUGAAGAUGACGAUGAUGUCGAAGGUGACGAUGAUGACUCGGAAGAAUACGAUGAUGACGACGAUGAUCAGAAUGUAGACCUUAAAGUUAAACUUGUCGAAAAACCACAAAAUGAGAAACCAUCUACACCUGAGCCCAAAACAGAAGCCAGUCGUCAAGACAAGAUGAAGAUUGACAUCAAACUUUUCGAAAAGGACAACUUCUACGACGAUUUGGAGCCCGAGGUUUAUGUGAACGAAUCGGUUCAAGAAUCUGAGCACAGUCGUUACGCGUACCUGUGGCCGAUUUUAAUUGCAAUUCUAAGUGCAUUGCUACUACUUAUUGUCAUCGCUAAGGUAGUAAUGGUCGUAUGCGGCAGACGCAACAGACAAAUAAGAUACAACAGUGCCAUAAUCGCUGCCAUGAGUCACCAAGCCCGCACCAAGAAAGACUGCGGUCUGGUCUACCAGCAGUUGUCGGAAGACUUAACAGGACCCAAGACGCCUAAGCUGAACCGCUACGCACCUUUGCACAACGUUACAGUGAACGCCUCCAACGUCGAGUCUUACGAGAGCAGUCCCUUCCACCACAGCAAUAUCGUUCCUGAGGCGGUGUAG
Messenger RNA from Leptosia nina, 2607 nucleotides. NCBI's taxonomy places the organism in Eukaryota, Metazoa, Arthropoda, Insecta, Lepidoptera, Pieridae. The record is from the annotation of a GenBank genome assembly.